GCUAUGAGGACAGAUUUGCCAGAAAUGACUGAUGUGGAGCCUUCGGUCACCAAUUUUGCAUCUUCGGCAAGGGCAGGCCGCCGGAAUGCCAUCCCCGACAUCCAGGGGUCAGCUGUGACAGGCGAAACUUCCAAGUUGCCCCUCAAACUGGAGGCCCUCUCCAUAAAGGAAGAUGUGAAAAAGAAAGAUGAAGAAACAACACAAGACCAAUUGGAAAAGCCCCCAAAUGAAGGAAAAUGAAGGCUCAGAACCUAUCAAAAGUGCUAAAUUUCUGCAAGGUGAAAGACUUUAGUGGCUCUGCUUUCCUGAGAUGUUUGAUCUGGUAGUAACCAUGGUAACGUUGCAGCCCUAAGCAACAUGUGUGUCCUAGGUAAUUUUGUUGUGAUGCUACUCACUUGGAUUGCAACCAUGUAGGUUAUUAAAAGGCAGAUUACUUCCAAAUUGCACCCAAGGAAAAGAUUAAGAAUGUAUGGUCACUUAAAUACAUAUCAUUGUCUAUAAACCCAACAAAAUCCACUGUUCUCUUUUGGAUUUAUUUAGCCAGAUGUGUUUUUAAUUCUGUUUUUAUAGUAGAGAGUAAAACAAUUCUCAGUAACUAUAAACCAAAUACCAUUAAUUUAAAAUUUUAUGGAAUGUGUAGGAAAUUAUGGUGGGGUUUUUUGGCCUUGGUUUUGGUUUUCGUUUGUUUGUUUUGGUAAGAAGAAAUAAGUCAAAACCACAGGGAUAGAAUAUUUGUUUUUGACCAAUUUUUUUUUUUUUUUGUUCCAAACCCUAAAAAGAUUUGGGAGAUGUAAAAGCUUGACAGCCUAAACAUCUCUAGGAUGUUUUUGUCCCAUAUGCAUUGCUUCUAUCCUAUGCAUACUGUGAUUUUUCAUGUGGACUCUUAAACUGCAAAGUUUGUGACAAAUUGUUUAUAUGUAACAUGCCUAUUAAAUGAAUUUUACUAUCUUCCUUAACUUUGGUGUGUGUAUUGUAGUUAUACGUUUUUAUUUAAUGUGAAUUAUGUGAACUAUCUUAUUCGUUGCUUUACACUAUCUUUUCUUAUUCUUAGGGCUUUUGUGUAUAUAUGACUUGUUUCUAAAAUAAUUUUCUCAGGAAUGCAGACCAUAAUUUUUAUAUCUUUCCUAAAGUAGGUAACAUAAGAGUAGGUAUUUGGUGAAUGAUGUAGGUAGAAAUAGCAAAAUACUUGCUUUUAAUAUAUAUUUAAGUAUAUAUUUUAAAAGAAGCAAAAUCAAAACCAAAGCCUUAGUAAAUAUUGAUGUACUAGGUAUUUUAGGAAAAUAAAAGAAUUCUGAAUUUUAAAAAAUUUGACUAAUGAAUUAUUUUUAUUUUCAGAUAUAUAUGCAUGCACUUUUACUUUAUUUGAUUGUAACUUAGGCCAUGUCUAUAUACAGUAAUCAAAUAAACUCUUUCACUGUUAAAUCUU
This is a messenger RNA of Miniopterus natalensis, 1426 nucleotides long. The record is from RefSeq and is a predicted model, not a curated record. NCBI's taxonomy places the organism in Eukaryota, Metazoa, Chordata, Mammalia, Chiroptera, Miniopteridae.